This is a messenger RNA of Onthophagus taurus, 1601 nucleotides long. RefSeq lists its product as uncharacterized. NCBI's taxonomy places the organism in Eukaryota, Metazoa, Arthropoda, Insecta, Coleoptera, Scarabaeidae. The record is from RefSeq and is a predicted model, not a curated record. Gene Ontology annotation, molecular function: N-acetyltransferase activity.
UCCUAAUGACGGAUUUGAAACAUUUGAUCUCUCAAUCCAUAAAUCCUGACCAGGACUCCAAUUCAAUCUUCAGCGACGCAAAAUAGUACGGGCUCUGAUCAUGACAAAGCUAUCUUCUUUUGCUAUUGUUUUUACAGCCACUUGUAAAGUCUUGCCCCAUCAUGUUAAUUUAGUCAAUUCUCGAGCAAUGUUAUUAUCACACAGCUCCUCGAUAUUUCUUAUUCAGUAUUACGGACUACUGUCCUUUAGGAAGGCCUGUGUAGUGCUAAGAUAAGUUUAAAACUUAUUAGAAAUAUGUUUAUUAAGUGUAUAAUUUUCGAUUCAGUUAUUUCAAUGUAAUUACAAUGUGACAGCCAUCAACAUACUUUUUUAAAUUAUUGACUUAAGUCAGUUAAAUUUUUGUUAUUUUGGAUUGAUUAAAAUUGAUUGUGAAAAAUGAGUAGCCACUACCAAAUUUGUAUUGAUAAAUUAACACGGUGUAAUUACGUAAACGUUGACGAUGAAGAUGAAAAAUUACAAAAUCUAAAAGAACGACUUGUCGCGCCUAUAGUUUGGUGUCGAUUAUCAUCAGGAUAUAAGAUUGUGGAUUUAACAAGUCAGUUAUAUUUACCCACAUUAGAAUUAAUGAAGAAAUAUUACAUGUGCCAAGAUGUACUGUGUAAAUCGUCUGGGUUAUUAAACGAUUACAUGAGCAGAAGAUCUUAUUACAACGCGUGUUUAUUACAAAUGAAAGAUACGAAUUCUUUAGCCGUAAUCGACGAAGCUGAAAAUAAAGAUGAAUUGGCAGGAAUAUGUUUAUUAAGAGCUGUAAAAAAAGUUGAUUUUGGAAGAGUAUUUAGCAGAACAAUUCUUCAACAGGGCCACUCAUACAAUCUAUGCACCGACAUAAAAACAGCUUUAAACAGGCAAGUCGAUAUUUACGCCGAUUACGAUUGCGAAAUAUUUUUAAGACUCUAUUGUGUGUGUAUGAAUCCGUACUAUAGAGGGAAAGGUUUGGGAUUUGCUUUAAUGAGAACCACGAUUCAAGUUGCUAGGUCGUUGAAAAUUCCAAUAAUAAUGGGCAUUUUUGACUCUUAUCAAAUGCAACAGAACGCCCUCAAACUGGGAUUUUCCGUGGUAACGGAAAUUCAAUAUUCCGAUUGGAAAGACGACACGGGAAAUGUUAUAUUCCAGGAUAUCGGCGAAAGAAACGAAACCAUCGCAUUAAUGAUUGCUAAAAUCAUACCUGAAUUGUACCCUGACUACAUAACCGGAAAUUUCCCCGAACCACCUAAAGAAGAACCUAAAAAAGGUAAAAAAGAUAAGAAAGGUAAAAAAGAUAAGAAAGGAAAAAAAUAAAAAUGAUUACAUCGAUUUAUAUCUAAUUAUGAAUGUCUAUGUUUAAUAAAAAUGGGUAAAAUGGUUAAAAAAGUUUAUCAAUACAAAUGUCGCCAUCGGCGUCAGUUAGCAAAUUGAUGCGAAAACGUAGUCCGCAAAUCGUCCCGGGCUUUGGUUGAGGUCGCGUAAUUUACCCUUCGGCGUUCCAAAUUUAAUGAUCAAUCGGAAAACUCUUCGUUCGACGGUGCAUUUCCCGCAUUUCCCAGUGUCGAUUGUACGUCGAG